AGAAAUCUAGGUUUCCGAAGGCACCACUAGCUUUGCUCCGCCAGCAGGCAGAUCUAUACUCUUUUGAACUUACGGCAUUGUCAUAACACAGAAGCUCUUCCUUCGGACACAACGUGACAUAGAUCCCCUAUAGCCGACCGUCGUUCCCUUUCUUCUGCUGUGUGAAGCCUACGAUUGAGUGAAUCAGAUUCUUGUUUCCAUAUCAUCUCCCUCUACAUAUACAUUCGCCUGUAGAGUCGAAGUCUGCGUCUCCUGAGUUGCACGUAAAAAGGCCGUUGGAAAGAACCGUGGUUGGCCGCUUAUGUCCGAGUCGUGACCUUGUUGUCCACACGUACCACAUUCCCUUUUAGCCACCGUCGCAAGCCAUGUUUCGCUUUGCUGUCCCCGGCGUGACGCUCACCCUCGGGAUUGUCGCCGCCUCUUCCUGCCAGCGCGCCUCCGCCUCCACCACCUCCGCCGUCUCCGCCUCCGCCUCCGCUCCUCGCGGUGCAGUAGCUGCGGAAAGCAAGCCUGCGGGUACAGGCGGAAAGGGAGGCUCAGCGGAGGAGAGCGAGCAGCGGCGAGUGAUUGUCGCCGUGGACCACAGUCGAGACAGCUUGCACGCCGUCGAUUGGGCUAUCGAGAAUCAUUUACGACCGUCCGAUCUAGUGACCAUGCUCCACGUGCAGUCUCCGACGGAGGCCCUCACUGCUCCCGGAAUCUAUGCAGUCCGGGAUGCUGAGACGGGUGGUGCUGGUAGCAGCAGCAGCAGCAGCAGCAGCACGGCUAGCGUUGAGCCUGCUGCAGCUUCUAGUGCUGACGAUCCUGACGCUUUCGCUGCCACGUCAGAUCCUGCUGCUGCUGACGCUGCCGCUGCUACAGUGGAUGAGAUGCUUCACCAGCCGUGCCUAACCCCAUUCCACUCCCUCUUCCCCCUCCUCCCGCCUCUCCCUGACUCCCUGCUCCACCUCAACCCUCACAACACCCUCAACCAUGGAAACAACCAACACAAUGACAAUCUCCCUGACCUCGACCCACCAGCCCUGGGCGACACGACGAUGAGCGAGGCGGCCAUGGACCAGCUGCUGGUGCGCACGGAGGAGAGGCAGAUCGCUGUCAAUGCGGAGCUCAAGCGGCUGCUGCUGCUGCGAUGCUCCAACGCAGAGCUGCAGUGCGAGGUUCGAGUUGUGCGCGACGCAGAUCCAAGGGAGCGGAUCGUAGCUGAGGUGGCGGAUAGGGAUGCUGACGUGUUGAUCCUGGGCAGCCGAGGGAUGGGGCCUGUGAAGAGGAUGCUGAUUGGAAGUGUCUCGGAUUACUGUGUCAACCAUGCACCUUGUCCGGUGGUUGUAGUUAAACCUUCAAGCUUUCCUAGUUGAGACUUUAUUGCUGUGUUCGCUGUGCUUUAGUGUGGGUGUGGUUCAGUUAUAUAUAUAUUAGACAAAUUGAUAUUUGAUACAUUAGGUGAACCAAUGGUAAUCCAAAAGGUAGAAGUGUAUUGUUGUUGAACGA
Messenger RNA from Closterium sp. NIES-67, 1488 nucleotides. NCBI's taxonomy places the organism in Eukaryota, Viridiplantae, Streptophyta, Zygnematophyceae, Desmidiales, Closteriaceae. The record is from the annotation of a GenBank genome assembly.